Messenger RNA from Sander lucioperca (pikeperch), 591 nucleotides. RefSeq names its product ribosomal protein S27 like (gene rps27l). Gene Ontology annotation, biological process: ribosomal small subunit assembly; translation. Bases 8 to 370 code for a protein of 120 amino acids. The transcript has 4 exons. Gene Ontology annotation, cellular component: ribosome; cytosolic small ribosomal subunit. The record is from RefSeq and is a predicted model, not a curated record. NCBI's taxonomy places the organism in Eukaryota, Metazoa, Chordata, Actinopteri, Perciformes, Percidae. Gene Ontology annotation, molecular function: RNA binding; structural constituent of ribosome.
UUAUGGCAUGUCUGGCAACCACUGUAGUUGCAACUGCAGUACUGCACAGCUCCUGUUUCUGUUCUGUCCAACCAGCCCCACGUAUGCGCAGGAAAGCGAGCCUAGCACGUUGAAAAUGCCUCUGGCCAGAGACCUCCUCCACCCUACUAUUGAACAUGAGAGAAGACAACAUAAAAAGAAAAGACUUGUUCAGAGUCCUAACUCCUACUUUAUGGACGUAAAGUGCCCAGGCUGCUACAAGAUCACCACAGUGUUCAGCCAUGCCCAGACUGUGGUACUCUGUGUGGGAUGCUCAACUGUGUUGUGCCAGUCAAAAGGGGGAAAGGCCAGACUGACAGAGGGUUGCUCUUUCCGGAGGAAGCAGCACUAAAGGGACUGCACACUAGUAAUCAUGUCUGUAAUUAAGCCAUGCUGUUGUAAAAUCCCUUAUUUUUCCAUCGAUUACAAUAUAGCUGUGCAUUCACUAAUGGCAGGUUCUGUCACUGUACAGAUGUCCAACUUUUAUGAUAAAUUUAUAAACUAGCAAACAUUUUAAUAUGCAAGACAAAAGUAAAAUCUCUAAGUCAAUAAAGAAACUUAUUAAAAUUUGAA